This is a messenger RNA of Magnusiomyces paraingens, 372 nucleotides long. RefSeq lists its product as uncharacterized. The transcript has 2 exons. The record is from RefSeq and is a predicted model, not a curated record. The coding region runs from base 1 to 372 and encodes 123 amino acids. Lineage: Eukaryota; Fungi; Ascomycota; Dipodascomycetes; Dipodascales; Dipodascaceae.
AUGGCCCAAGAUUUACCUCCCGUCGGUGGCUACGAGCCAAUCCAGUGGAAGCGCAACUUACCUUCUCGUGGUUUCAAGCCCAUUGUUUAUUUCCUCGGCGUCAUUGGAAUCUGUUCCAUUGGUUUCUACCAGGCUAUUUCCGGCAUUCAUGAACGUAAUGAGCUGUACCGUGAAAAGAUUUGGGCUCGUCUGUACCUGCAACCUUUGCUCCAGGCUGAAACUGAUCGUGAUGCUGUUCGACGACACUACGCCCAGAUUGCUCGUGAGGCUGAAAUCACAAAGAAUGUGACUGGCUUUGAUGCUGAAAAGAGCGUCUACAAUGAUGGCAAGUUCCGCAAGCCUAGCGUCAUUGCUCUGCCCAAGAAUAUCUAA